AUGAGCUUGGUGCCUGUGCAAAAAGAUGAAGAGCAGCCGCAGCCGCAGCCGCAGCCGCAGCCGCAACAGCCCGCUGGAGAACGACAGCCAGUGCAGCACAACCACCGCCAUGACACGUCCCUGCAAGGGGUGCUGAGCUGGGUGAUCGAGGAGACAGCCGGCAGCGGCGACCGCGUUGUGCCGCAGUCUGAGGAGGCGGCCACCUCCACGGCACAGAACCUGGACGAGGACCGGCGCGUGUUUCUGGAGAAGUUCCUGGGCAACCUCACGGGCCGCGACCACAUGUCGGCUGUGAAGGACGCCCUGAGCACGCUCCUCUCCGGAUCCGAUGCAAGCGAGGAAGACAAGCACGAGGCCCUAGAGACCAUCUCCGAUGAGGUGGAGGACAUCAACAUUGCGCACGAUUUCCUGGCCAUCAACGGACUCGCCACCAUCCAGGGCAGCCUUCAGAACCCAUCGCCAGAGUUCCAGUGGCGCGCCGCGGAGAUCCUGGCGCACCUGGCCCAGAACAACCCCAAGGCACAGGCCGCGCUGGCCGAGGCGGACCUGCUGCCGCGUGUGCUGACGCUGCUGUCCGCCUCUGACCACAACACGGUGCGGCUGAAGGCCCUCAGCGCCCUCAGCGCCAUGGUGCGCGGAUCCGACACUCUCAUGCACACCUUCCUGCAGCAACCCAACGCCAUUCAACACACCCUCCACUGCCUCCGGCACCCCACUUCAUCCAGACUACAGAUCAAGACGGUUGUGUUCCUGCGACACCUUGUGAGAGAGCAGCCAUCUGUUGCAGCGACUUUGUUUGAGCCAGCGUCCCUCGCGCUCAUUGCAAACGCGCUCACGGCAGACGCCGAUGACCAGCUGUGGGAACAUGACAUGCACUUGCUGAGCAAGCUGUACGAUUCCAACAACGCGCUUGUGUCGAGAAUAGAGGCCGCUGAACCGGCGUUCCCGCAGAUGGUGGACAGCAGGCGGCGCACCAUUAUGGCGCUGCCACAAGAGGACAAGGACGCGCACAGGGAAGAGCUCCAGCACAUGCAAGCCCUCUUUGGCGACCUGCAGCUCUAAGCCACAGCGCUGCCUGUUCAGGCGCAUCCCACAAAACAAAACCCGUGAAAUUUGGUUUUGCCGUGGCUUAAGCCACGUUCGUUCCUCGUCAUGUGCUCUCAUGUACUCUUUUGUACUCUCUUUGUGCUCGUAGGCAACAAACUCCCUUGAUCUCUCUUCUGUAUUUUGUCCUUCCAUUUUGUCCUUCCAUCCUCUCUUCUUCCCGUGUCCGUCCCUGUGGUACAAACACAUAAAUGAAUGAAG
Messenger RNA from Salpingoeca rosetta, 1305 nucleotides. RefSeq lists its product as uncharacterized. The coding region runs from base 1 to 1062 and encodes 353 amino acids. NCBI's taxonomy places the organism in Eukaryota, Choanoflagellata, Craspedida, Salpingoecidae. The record is from RefSeq and is a predicted model, not a curated record. The transcript is spliced from 4 exons. Gene Ontology annotation, molecular function: protein binding.